Messenger RNA from Triplophysa dalaica, 339 nucleotides. Its product is annotated as transmembrane protein 233. The record is from RefSeq and is a predicted model, not a curated record. NCBI's taxonomy places the organism in Eukaryota, Metazoa, Chordata, Actinopteri, Cypriniformes, Nemacheilidae. Gene Ontology annotation, cellular component: membrane. The coding region runs from base 1 to 339 and encodes 112 amino acids. The transcript is spliced from 2 exons.
AUGAGUUCCGGUGUCCAGAAAUCGGAUGAAAAGUCGAGGGGGUCUAUAGAUGGGAGUAUUAAUAACAGUUUUGGAAUGACUGCUGAAUCACAAGAGCCGCCACCUUUGAAGAAUUACAUUUUUCUGACUAUCUUCACCUGCUUUUGCCCCGCGUGGCCUAUCAACAUUGUGGCGUUGGUUUUUUCUCUCAUGUCUCAAAGCAGUUAUGAUGCAGAAGACUAUGAAGGAGCUCAGCGACUGGGAAGAAAGGCUCUUCACAUGGGAAUCACCUCACUUGUCAUUGGCCUGCUGAUCAUUAUGGUCUUCAGUAUUGUACACUUUACCACGGUACUCAUCUGA